AUGGAUAUAGAGAAGGCCUUAGCAGAUGGGAACCUGCUGGAGGUGGUCUCUGUGGUCAAAAAUACUCUGAAGACAGCAUCCAGGACCCCAGUGAAAAUUGCAGUGACAGGGGACUCUGGCAAUGGCAUGUCUUCCUUUAUCAAUGCUCUGAGGGGCAUCGGGCAUGAAGAGGAGGCCUCAGCACCUACUGGGGUGGUGAGAACUACCCAAACACCUGCCUCCUACUUGUCCUCCAAUUUUCCAAACGUGGAACUCUGGGAUCAGCCUGGCAUGGGCAGAUCACAGAGCCUGGAGAGCUAUGUGUUGGAAAUGGGGUUUAGCAAGUACGAACUCUUCAUCAUCAUUGCAUCCGAACAGUUCAACAUGAAUCAUGUGAUGCUUGCCAAAACCAUUGAGAGGAUAAAAAAAAAGUUCUAUGUUGUGUGCACCAAGCUGGACAGGGACCUCAGUGCAAGUGUGCUCAGGGAGGAGCAGCUCUUGAAGAAUAUCCAAGAGAAUAUCCUGGAAAAUCUCUGUAAGGAGUGGUGUGUGAGCCCCCCAUAUUCCUGGUCUCCAGCCUUGACCCUGUUUUGCAUGACUUCCCAAAGCUCAGGAACACAUUGCAAAUGGACCUUAUUCAUAUCAGAUGCCAUGGUCCCCUUCAGAUGCUGUCCCACACCUGUGAGAAGAUCAUUAAUGACAAAGUGAUCUCCCUGCAGAAGACAAUAGUAGCACAUUCUUUCCAGGACAUCCUUGGCAUCUG
This is a messenger RNA of Loxodonta africana (African savanna elephant), 742 nucleotides long. Its product is annotated as immunity-related GTPase family M protein-like. NCBI's taxonomy places the organism in Eukaryota, Metazoa, Chordata, Mammalia, Proboscidea, Elephantidae. Gene Ontology annotation, cellular component: endoplasmic reticulum membrane. Gene Ontology annotation, biological process: cellular response to interferon-beta; defense response. The record is from RefSeq and is a predicted model, not a curated record. Gene Ontology annotation, molecular function: GTP binding; GTPase activity.